Molecule: messenger RNA, 1960 nt
Organism: Propithecus coquereli (Coquerel's sifaka)
Lineage: Eukaryota; Metazoa; Chordata; Mammalia; Primates; Indriidae
Gene: R3HDM4
Product: R3H domain containing 4
Exons: 8
Coding region: 60-872 (270 amino acids)
Molecular function (GO): nucleic acid binding
Source: RefSeq, a predicted model, not a curated record
UCCUGCCCGGCCCGGUGAAGGCCCUGCCGGGCGGCGGCGACGGCAGCGGCGUCCGAGCCAUGGUAGCUCUGGAGGACCCGGAGGGCGGCCCGGAGGUGGCGACGGCGGAGGGCGCCCCGGGCGGGCGGCGGCUGCUGCCUCUUCCGGGCUGUCUGCCCACUUUGGCCAGCUCCCAGGUGAAGAGACUUUCGGCUUCCAAGCGGAAGCAACACUUCAUCAACCAGGCGGUGAGGAACUCAGACCUCGUGCCCAAGGCCAAGGGGCGGAAGAGCCUCCAGCGCCUGGAAAACACCCAGUACCUCUUGACCCUGUUGGAGACAGACGGGGGCCCACCUAGCCUGGAGGACGGGGAUCUGGCACACCCUGCAGCACCGGGCAUCUUUGCGGAGGCCUGCAACAAUGCCACCUACGUGGAGGUCUGGAACGACUUCAUGAACCGCUCGGGGGAGGAGCAGGAGCGUGUCCUGCGCUACCUGGAGGACGAGGGCAGGACCAAGGCCCGGAGGCGUGGUCCUGGCCGCGGGGAGGACCAGCGGAGAGAGGACCCGGCCUACACACCCCGCGAGUGCUUCCAGCGCAUCAGUCGGCGUCUGCGAGCCGUGCUCAAGCGGAGCCGCAUCCCCAUGGAGACGCUGGAGACCUGGGAGGAGCGGCUGCUCAGGUUCUUCUCCGUGUCCCCCCAGGCCGUGUACACGGCCAUGCUGGACAACAGCUUCGAGAGGCUCCUGCUUCACGCCGUCUGCCAGUACAUGGACCUCAUCUCGGCCAGUGCAGACCUGGAGGGCAGGCGGCAGAUGAAAGUCAGCAACCGUCACCUGGACUUUUGGCCGCCGGGGCUGCUCCUGUCUGCCUACCUGGAGCAGCACAGCUGAUGGCGACCCCGGUGUCCCCACCUGCCUGCACGCCCAGCGCCAAGACCUCUGCUAAAACAUCUUUGAUAUUUUUAGAAUUCGUCCUUGGAAACCUCUUUCCCUUGGGGUGGUCUUUCUUACCUUCGCCCCCUCCUCACCGCUCUGGGCCAUCAACACUGGCAGCUGCUGGGACUGUCCAGACCAUCCCAGCCGCAUAGCGCCACCCUGCUCUGGGACUUCUAUUUGGGUGGGGAGACCUGACUGGGCACUUCCAUGUUUCUUCUUGGUGUAGCUUUUUUGGCCCAGUGUGAAGCUCGAGUGAGGAGGGAGAGGCUGGGUUUUUAUCGCUUUUAAUGAAUUUGGUGUGAUUUGUUGUAGAUUUUUAAAUUCCCCUUUUGGAGAGAAAAACCAAAAACUCACCCUAUCUGAUAAAUCAUGGGACUUGGUCCCAGCCCUUGUUCGACCCCUCCCAGUUUGUAGCUUGAAUGUGGCGGUGGGGGUCCCUGGGACCCCGGCUGUCACCCCAGAAGCAUCUCGUCUCAUGUGUGUACGUGUGCAUCCCGCGACCUAGGGCGGAAGCUGUGUUUUAAGGGCUGGUUUUAUCCUCUUUUUGUUCUGCGUGUCCUCCCUUGGCCCCCUCCUUUGGCAGCUCUCGGGGUCCCGCCUGCCCUCCACGUCCUUGUCUCUGCCUUCCUCCCCCUCCCUGCAUUCUGGGGUGCAGGACUUCCAGCCAGAAGCCUCUGCCCUCAGACUGCCCUGUCCCCUCCCUGUGUCCCCUCCAUCCCCCCAGCCUGGCUCUGGCCUGACAGCUCGGGGUGCCCCCAUGCUGGUUCCCUGGCCUGGGCCACCGCAGCAGGCCUGGGGGGACCCCCACCCCCUUGCUGUGUGUGGGUAGUUGUGCUUUGGGAGACUGUGGAGGGUUCAAUAAAUUUCUGGUGCUCUGGCCUGGGGCUGUGUGGGUUUUUCUUGGGGGUGGGGCUGGGGACACAGUAGGUCCUGGUCACUGCGGGCUGCAGGUACACCCCCUGCCCCUCCCUGCCCACUCGCCCCGUCUCGGGUGCCUGGGGUCCAACCCUGGCUCUGCCACUUGCCUGCUGUGUGGCCUUGGA